This is a messenger RNA of Argentina anserina (silverweed cinquefoil), 1710 nucleotides long. RefSeq names its product UPF0481 protein At3g47200. The transcript has 2 exons. The coding region runs from base 17 to 1399 and encodes 460 amino acids. NCBI's taxonomy places the organism in Eukaryota, Viridiplantae, Streptophyta, Magnoliopsida, Rosales, Rosaceae. The record is from RefSeq and is a predicted model, not a curated record.
UCAAUCUCCUUUUGUCAUGGAGACUAACCCACUUCAAGAAGAACACAACCAUGUCAUUUCCAUCUCCGAAAUUAACAGCAAUCACUUAGCUUCCAUGUACCAAAAGAUUGCAGAGCCUCCGAGACUUCUCAGCAAUGCCGCCGGCAAACCCUCCUGCAGCAUCUUCCGAGUUCCACAGAGCCUCCUCGAGAUAAACGGCAAGUCGUACCAGCCCCACAUCGUCUCCAUCGGCCCAUUCCACCGCGGCGAGCCCCAUCUCAGAAUGAUCGAGGAGCACAAGUGGCGAUACUUAGGCUCUCUGCUGUCAAGAACAGAGCCUCAAGGGUUGACUCUAGGCUCUCUGCUGUCAAGAACAGAGCCUCAAGGGUUGACUCUCCAGCACUACUUAAAAUCCAUAGAGCCAAUGGAAGCUAGAGCUAGGGAGUGCUACUCUGAAACAAUACACCUCAGCUCUGAUGAGUUCGUCGAAUUGAUGGUUCUUGAUGGUUGCUUCUUAAUCGAGCUGUUUCGAAAAUAUGGUCGCGUGGUUCAGUUUGAGCGCGAUGAUCCACUCGUCAAUAUGCUCUGGAUAAUUCCGUUUAUGGUUAGAGAUUUUCUUCGUCUUGAGAACCAAAUUCCUUACUUUAUUCUUGAGCAUUUAUAUGAUCUGAUAACUACGUCGGAAGAUCGUCAAGACUCUGUGAAGUCUUUGUCCUUUCUUGCUUUGAAUUUCUUCAACAACCAUAUGAACAGGCCGGACGAAGUCAUAGCAAGGCUGCAUUAUCUUACAGGUAAGCAUUUGCUCGACUUGCUCCGGUCAAGUGUGAUACCAGUUGACCAUGUUGAGCCAGGACAGACUACUCCAUCCCAUAUUAUACAUUGCGUUUCAAAGCUUCGUCGUGCUGGAAUCAAGCUCAAUCCUCCUAAAGAAUACGAAAGCUUCUUGGCCAUCAAGUUUAAGCGUGGAGUUAUCGAAAUGCCCAAAAUCACCAUAGACGAUUUCAUGAGCUCGUUCUUGUUGAACUGUGUGGCGUAUGAGCAAUGCCACAAGUCAUGCUCCAAACAUAUGACCACUUACGCUACGUUGCUGGAUUACCUCGUCAACACUUACAAGGAUGUUGAGUAUUUGGCUGACAGAGACAUAAUUGAGAAUUGCUUCGGGAACGAUGAGGAGGUUGCUCAGUUUAUUAACAAUCUGGGGAAGGACGUGGCUUUCGAUAAUGAUCGGUGUUAUCUGUCGAAAAUGUUCGGCGAGGUUCAUAAAUAUUACGGGGAUAGUUGGCAUGUUUACUGGGCUAGCUUCAAGUACACUUACUUCGACACGCCAUGGUCGUUCAUUUCGGCUUUUGCUGCGUUGGUUUUGCUUAUACUCACCUUACUGCAGACCUUAUACUCUCUUCUCAGUUAUUAUCAUCCCUAAUGUCGUCUUGGUUCCAAGGCCGCUAAUAUGCAAGUAUCAAGAUAAUAGACGCUAGCGAUGGAUCCCUCCCUCUUGACUCGUACACCCGGUGGAGGCUUUGUUGUGUCUUGGCGUGAAUGCCCUGAAGCCCUGAAGGUACAGUGGGUUUGGGUUUGGUUUUGGGUUUGAGGUUGCUUUCUAAUGUGCAGAGACGAGGCAGUCAGACAGUCAUCCAUUACGGCUAGGGUUUCUUACUGUGCAAUAGUUUUUCCAAUUACGUUCUAAUUUUAUUUCAUUUUAGUGAAUAAUAGAAAUAGAAAAUAGAACUGUAU